GUAUGGCCGAAAAAUGGCGCUUGGCGAUUGGAAAAAUUCGAAAGGGUUUGGCUAUAAAAAAUGCAGAAGACAAUGGGCCUACGAAAAAAGACCAAGCUAGUUCCGAUACCCUAUUCGAUGGUGAACAACCAACGCUAGAGGAGAUCCGUAGCUGGGGCAAAAGCUUCGACAAACUAAUGCGAAGCCCCAGCGGGCGAAAAGCGUUCCGGGAGUUUCUGCGCUGCGAGUACAGCGAGGAAAACAUACUCUUCUGGCUGGCCUGCGAAGAGCUGAAAAAGGAGACGAACCCGGAAGCGAUAGAGGAGAAAGCUAGGUUUAUUUAUGAAGACUAUAUCUCGAUUUUAUCGCCGAAAGAGGUAUCGUUAGAUUCGCGUGUAAGGGAAAUAGUUAAUAGAAAUAUGGUGGAACCAACGCCGCACACGUUCGACGAAGCUCAACUACAAAUUUAUACACUUAUGCAUAGAGAUUCGUAUCCGAGAUUUAUAAAUUCCCCGCAAUUCAAAACACUGGCCCAAAUUCCAGAGGGAGUGUCGGCGUCCGGUUCGACGGCAGAAAGUCCCAGCAAUUAGAGCACCAGAGUUUGUGUUUUUUUUUU
Molecule: messenger RNA, 595 nt
Organism: Anopheles maculipalpis
Lineage: Eukaryota; Metazoa; Arthropoda; Insecta; Diptera; Culicidae
Gene: Dhit
Product: regulator of G-protein signaling 20
Exons: 5
Coding region: 3-569 (188 amino acids)
Source: RefSeq, a predicted model, not a curated record